ACAAUAUUAUAAAUCGUUAAGAAUCUUAUCGUCGAGAUUAAAGAAUUACAAAGAGAUGCAGGCUGAAUACCCUAAUUAGUCUGUGGUAGUAUAUAGACCCAGCGGGUCAACUAAUCGAUGUCAGUUGAUGCUUUGACAUUGUUGUGUGAGUUCCUUUCUUUGAGCCAUUGACGCUUAGAUUUAUUCUGACAAGAUGACAAAGUCAUUCCUAUCUAGAAUAUAUUAUGAACGUAAAGUCCACAGAAGGACAUUCUGCUUAGAUCGUUUCAACAUUAGUACAGACGAAGCAAUAGAUAUGGAAGCUCAUAGGGAUACUCUUUGUGAAAAAAUUUGGAAGGCCAGAACCUUUUCAAUUAUUGCUGAGGAUGACAAUACGAAGAAGAUUAAAAAACAACUUCGGUUUAUUAGACGUAAGCGUUUACAUUUGCGCCGCCUUACAAAUUCUAUUAAGGAAGGAGAAGCUACUUCUGUGUGGUCGUCUGGAACUGAAGAAUGCUUUGUUCAAGGAGGAUUACGCACUUUGGCUACUUUCGACAAUAGCAAUACACUUGAAGUUCGACUUCCUCCAGAAGGCUGUUCAGAUUCCUCAGACAGCAGUUGUGAAAACUCUUUUCUCUCGACCUUUGAUUGUGUUAAUGAAGACCUUUAUUCUUCGGAUUCUUCUUCGGAUUCCUCAGAUUCUAGUUUAAACUUUUUUUGCGAAAAUAUUUAUGAAGAACCAAUCGAACCGUUCAAAAUUCCCGAAUUAGACAUAUUCUCUUCUUCAAUUGAACCACCUACCCCUCCUAAACGCAAAUCUUCAAUCUUAAAAAAGAAAACAAUGAAGAAACGUAUAUCCAAAUUAUUCAGUAGAUUUCAUUUAAAAUCAUGUAACAGUGUAGGAUCGUCUAAAAUGUAAAUUUUCAAAAAAUAUGUAUUCCCGCUGUAUAUAUAUAUACAGUA
This is a messenger RNA of Dimorphilus gyrociliatus, 942 nucleotides long. Lineage: Eukaryota; Metazoa; Annelida; Polychaeta; Dinophilidae. The record is from the annotation of a GenBank genome assembly.